Messenger RNA from Colletotrichum karsti, 1548 nucleotides. Its product is annotated as ATPase. Gene Ontology annotation, molecular function: ATP binding; ATP hydrolysis activity. The record is from RefSeq and is a predicted model, not a curated record. The coding region runs from base 1 to 1548 and encodes 515 amino acids. The transcript is spliced from 2 exons. Lineage: Eukaryota; Fungi; Ascomycota; Sordariomycetes; Glomerellales; Glomerellaceae. Gene Ontology annotation, cellular component: cytosol; peroxisomal membrane. Gene Ontology annotation, biological process: protein import into peroxisome matrix.
AUGCCGGCCUUCCCCCGCUGGAACACGACCCAAGAUGACUACCCGGUCCCGAUAAUCACCAACAUCCGCGACACCCAAGAGCCUCAAGCCCCCCGAGCGCCGGCCCGCGUCAGCCCCCGCCCGGCGCCGACGAGACAAACCCCAGCAGCCCCCUCUGCCCAAUCCAAGUCCGAACCCGACCGCGAUGCCACGGCGAACGAAUACUUCGAGCACUCGAGCGCCAAGCGCGUGGCCACCGAUGUGGUCAUCACCCGCGCCCUGAAGGCCCAGUACCCGGGCCUCGAGCUCGUCGUCGUCCCCGAGGCCUUCAGCUACGGCACCGAGUGCAACCUUCUCGCCUACGCCCAGGCGGGCUUCGCGACCUUCGAGCCCAUCGAGGACAAGAGCGACCUGCCCUCGUCGCUCGAAUGGACCGUCUACUUGCCCCCAGCCCGCCGCAUGGACGGCAACCUCGGCGGUCUGGCUAACAGUGUCAUUUACGGCAAGUACCUGUACAAAUGGCAGGGCCACGAGUUCAUCGUGUACCUCGUCGACGGCCGCGACGGCACCGCGGGCUACCUGCAGUACAAGAACUACUACGUGCUGGCGCCCGAGACCUACCACGUCGACCAGCUUGUCCUCGCAGCGGGUUCGUGGAGCGAGGAUCUGCACGACGAGGUUUGGGUGUACGACCAGGGCCGCUGGCAGAAGAGCCGGGAGCUGUUCGAGAGCACGCGGAACGCGUCGUGGGAAAACGUGAUCCUGGACACGGACAUGAAGAAGGCGCUGAUCGAGGACCACCUGUCGUUCUACAAGUCGCGUGAGACAUACCAGAACCUCAAGGUGCCGUGGAAGCGCGGCCUGAUCUACCACGGGCCCCCGGGCAACGGCAAGACGAUUUCCAUCAAGGCGACGAUGCACAUGCUCAACGAGAUGAAGAUCCCGACGCUGUACGUGAGGACACUGACGUCGUAUGCCGGACCGGAGUAUUCCCUGGGCCAGAUCUUCGGCAAAGCACGCCAGUUUGCGCCGUGCUAUCUUGUCUUCGAGGAUCUCGACACUAUUGUGUCGGAUGAUGUGCGGAGUUACUUCCUCAAUGAGAUGGAUGGCUUGAAAGCGAACGACGGUAUCUUCAUCAUCGGAAGCACAAACCACCUGGACCGCCUUGACCCUGGUAUCUCGAAACGCCCCUCCCGAUUCGACCGAAAGUAUUACUUCCCGGACCCCGACCAGGAGCAGCGUGCCGCAUACUGCAAGUUCUGGCAAAAGAAGCUUAAGGGCAACAAGGAGAUCGAGUUCCCGGACAAGCUGUGCACGGCCAUUGCCAAGAUUACCGACAAGUUCAGCUUCGCAUACAUUCAGGAGGCCUUUGUUGCGGCGCUGCUGGCCAUUGCCCAGAAGAAGGACAAUGGGCGUGACGAGGUCGAGGCUCUGACCGAGCAGCUGGAGGAUGACUGGCUUGGUGUUGUGGACUCGACUGAGGAUGAGGACAUUGAGAAGCUUGUCCUGUGGGUUGAGAUCAAGAAGCAGAUUGAGAUCCUGCGUGAGGGUAUGGAGGACAAGAAAUAA